CUCGUGGUGUCAACUCUCCAAUCUGUAAUUCUUUUCAAUGUAUAUAAAUAUCACUUCACAAUAGGCACAAGAAAAUCAUCAAAACAUUAAGCUCAUAAUAAUGUGGCAUUGCUCUUUCUCUUCUCUCUCACUUUGCUGCUUAUUCUUACUAUUAACAAUAAUAACUACACACUGUUACCUGAUUUCCCCACCAUUGUUAGACUUGAUCAACUCAACCUGCAAAGAAUGCUCAGAUAAGUCAGCAGACAUAAACUACAACUUUUGUGUUACUUCACUCCAAGCAAUUCCUGUAACUCAUGUUACCAACUUACAAGGAGUAGGAAUUGUAGCAAUGGAGCUGGCUCUAGAAAAUGCUACCAACACGAUUUCGACCAUACAGAAGAUGCUCAUUAGCAAAGAGUUUGAUACUUUUUCUAUUGACUGCUUAAGAGAUUGCUUGGAACUUUAUGCAGAUGCUAUUGCCAUUCUGGUGGAUGCCUUUGUUGCAUUCUUGGCUGAGCAUUUUGAUAUAGCUACUGUACUAAUGAGGACAGUUAUGGACGCGACAUCAACGUGUGAUGAAGAGUUCACUGCGAAGAAAGGAGAAUUGACACUACUAGCAAAGGAGAAUUACAAUCUCUUCCAAUUGAGUGACAUCUCCUCGUGCAUCAUUAAUAAAGUUUCCUCUGUUCCUUCUCAGCUACCUAAUGUAUCUUCUUAAGAAGUGGCAGCUAUACAUUAUCAAAAAAAGAUAUGGCAGCUAUAAAGUGUGUACUGCAUGGGACAUCAAAGAGUUGCUAAAUUCUUGUAGAAAUAUGAUCAACAAGUCUUGUUAUCUCCAUCCCCUUUUUCUUUUUCCCUGAUAAGGAUAUUUGCACAUCAAAGUCAAAGCACACAUAUUAGAGGUCAAUUAACAAGAGAACUGGGAAGAACACAAGAUAAAUGGUAACAACAAAAAGAGCACUAUGAAAUCCAAGUGUUAAGAUCCUGAUAGUUGAGGGUGAGAUUUGUCACUUAAAAUGCCCUCCCUGAACUAUUUCUGAAAACCCAUCUCCAUCCCCUUAGACCUCACGUUACAACGUGCUAACUUCAUAAAUUUCAGUCUACAUUGUUUAGAAAAGGCAGCUCUUAGCUGCUUUCUCAGUAAUUAUGUGCAGUCAAGGAAGGAGACUACCAGUACUUGCAAGCCACAGCUGAUUGUCAUGAUUUAUCAAGACAUAAACUGGUGGAACCCUUGAUAAAGCAAGGUACGGUAGGGUAUGAAUUAUACUGCUGAAUUAAACAUACAGUCGUGGGAAAGACAAAGUGCAAGAUUUUGUUAGAAAGAAACUUUAGUCAACGCAGAAGUAAAUGUAACUGGAGUAUAUAAUAACCCUCACUGUUAAACCAAAGAUAAACUUGCUAGCCCAUUAAGACAAACAUGCACAGAACAUUUCAAAAAUGUUACAUUACAAAUAAUAUUUUUGAAUGGCAUAACGUAAAGCAGAGUUUUCUGGGAUGCUCAUAAAGAUAUACUUGUCGAAUGAACAUAAUGAACUCCCUAAUACUUGAAGAUGAUCUAGAACAACUUUUUUGUAAGUAAAUGGACAUGAUAAUGAACCAAGGGAAGGGGUAGAGAUUUCUUUUUCCCUUCUCAAUUUAACCUAAGAAGCAGUGCACCAACCAAGCAUUGGAGAUGAUGACAGCAAAAUUUGAAGUCAGUUUGCAGGAACAUGUACUGAUAGUUGGUACUCACAAUAGUCCAAACUGGCGUGGCUUCAUGGAACCUUCUCAGAGCAAAUUUGCAUUUCUUUCCAUGAUUUGGGGAUAUCCACAACCAAACACAUAAAGACUUAACAGGUUAAAACUAGUAGAAAAUUAUCAACGGCCUAAGCCUGAAAUGUUCUCUUUACUUGAGUGGGGACAGCAGUUAACCUCCCAGUUGGCACUAAUAUACCCAGUUGGCACUAGUAGAAUGCUUAAAAAGAAACAAUCAUGUCCAUCGUCUAGUAUGUUUUUUGAUUGUUGCCCAUCGUCAAGUGUAACUUCUUUGAUACAUAUUUUCAAUAUCAUUGCUUCAAAGAUGC
Molecule: messenger RNA, 2045 nt
Organism: Solanum dulcamara
Lineage: Eukaryota; Viridiplantae; Streptophyta; Magnoliopsida; Solanales; Solanaceae
Product: putative invertase inhibitor
Exons: 1
Coding region: 101-700 (199 amino acids)
Molecular function (GO): enzyme inhibitor activity
Source: RefSeq, a predicted model, not a curated record